CAGCUACGAGAACGCCAAAGAGGAACAUGGGCAGCCUUUUUCAAAUCCUGCUUGCACUUUUUAUCUCUGUCAUAGGGGCCCUCUACCUUUUGGGGUCUUUUCGCCGCAGGCGACCUGGAGAACCCCCUCUGGAUAAGGGACCUAUUCCCUGGCUUGGUCAUGUUCUGGAAUUCAGGAAGGACACAGCCAAAUUCCUGCAGAGAAUGAAAGAAAAACAUGGAGAUAUUUUUACAGUGCAGCUGGGAGGCUUUUAUUUCACUUUCAUUACAGAUCCACUUUCUUUUGGCUCAGUGGUGAAAGAGGCAAGAACAAAGCUGGACUUUACUAAAUUUGCAGAACUACUAGUUGCAAGAGUAUUUGGCUAUCAUUCCUUGGAAAAUGAACACAAGUUUCUCCAGGCAUCAAGUAACAAGCACCUCAUGGGAGAUGGUCUGGUUGUCAUGACUCAGGCCAUGAUGUGCAAUCUUCAGAAUUUGAUGCUCCACAGCGUUGGAUCUGGGAAUGACAAGCCAUGGCAAGUAACUGGACUAUUUGCUUACAGCUACAACAUUGUCUUUCGCGCUGGCUAUCUGGCACUGUUUGGUAAUGAGUCACACAAAAGUACAGGGACUUUGGAAAAAGCUAAGGAAAUUGACCGGGAACAUUCAAAUGAACUUUUCUGGGAAUUCAGAAAAUAUGACCAGUUAUUCCCAAAUCUGGCUUAUGGUGUCCUGGGACCCAGUGAGAAGAUGGAGUCAGAGCGUUUGAAAAGGUUGUUCUGGAACACACUUUCAGUGCAGAAGAUGAGAUCUAGAGACAACAUCAGCAGGUGGGUACAUGAACAGCAACAGGUGAGAGCUGACCAGGGCAUGCAAGAGUUCAUGCAGGAUCGAUACAUGUUUCUGCUUCUGUGGGCAUCUCAGGGAAACACAGGUCCUGCAGCAUUCUGGCUACUCUUGUAUCUGAUGAAGCACCCUGAGGCUAUGAACAGCAUUAAGAAUGAAGUUGAGCGGGUGCUCAGAGAAACAGGGCAGGAAGUAAAACAAGGUGGGCCACUAAUUGACCUGACUAGGGAUAUGCUUCUCAAAACUCCCAUUCUAGACAGUGCAGUGGAGGAGACUCUCCGUCUUACAGCUGCCCCUGUCCUUACAAGAGCUGUCAUGCAGGAUAUGACCAUCAACAUGGCCAACGGACAAGAGUACAAGAUCCGUGAGGGUGACAGAGUGGCGAUUUUCCCCUACACAGCUGUUCAGUUAGACCCAGAAGUUUACCCAGAUCCCUUCACCUUCAAGUUUGAUCGUUUUCUCGCACCAGAUGGAAGCAAAAAGACUGAUUUCUAUAAGGGUGGAAAGAAACUCAAGUAUUACAACAUGCCUUGGGGAGCAGGAACCACUAUGUGUCCAGGAAGAUUCUUCGCCACAAAUGAGCUGAAGCAGUUUGUCUUUCUCAUGUUGUCCUACUUUGACUUCGAGCUCAUAAAUCCAAAUGAAGAGAUUCCAGGCAUUGAUAUCAGACGAUGGGGCUUUGGCUCCAUGCAACCAACUAAAGACAUCCAGUUUAGAUACAGACUUCGAUUUUAAAAAAAAUAUUAUUCUAUGAUUUAAUACACUGAAGCUUCAACAAAACUUAUUAUCAGACAGUAUUCCUUUAUGGAAGCUGACUUUAAAACCGACAUGCUCACAUUUCCCUGUUAACCUGGAAAAGGUUAAUUACUGUCCUAAAUACCUGACGUGUUGCUUUUGAUAUAUCUCACAGCCUGGAAGUCUCAACAGUCCCAUGUGCUUGCAUUUACUCUGUGUUACACAAAUAUUGUAUCUAUGCAAGAACAAAUGUCAUACAACAUACACAGGAACAAGAUAUUUUUGUGUAUAAUCAUCUACUUAAAAUUAAAAUCAACAUAUUGUGCUGAUUGCGCAUGUGCUAUUUGAGAGAAAAACAAGAUAGUGAAGUGUAUAUCAUAUAUAAAAUAAAGACAUUAAGCUCCUUGUC
Molecule: messenger RNA, 1968 nt
Organism: Rhinichthys klamathensis goyatoka
Lineage: Eukaryota; Metazoa; Chordata; Actinopteri; Cypriniformes; Leuciscidae
Product: 5-beta-cholestane-3-alpha,7-alpha-diol 12-alpha-hydroxylase-like
Exons: 1
Coding region: 27-1559 (510 amino acids)
Molecular function (GO): heme binding; sterol 12-alpha-hydroxylase activity; iron ion binding
Source: RefSeq, a predicted model, not a curated record